Momordica charantia (bitter melon) is the source of this 723-nucleotide messenger RNA. Lineage: Eukaryota; Viridiplantae; Streptophyta; Magnoliopsida; Cucurbitales; Cucurbitaceae. The record is from RefSeq and is a predicted model, not a curated record.
AUGUCGAGCUGCAUCAAUAGUCAGCAGGAGCAACUCUGCUACAUCCCUUGCAAUUUUUGCAAUAUUGUUCUUGCGGGAUCAGGCCACACCCACAGCCACGGUGGGAGUGCAGCUGAUUACARGGUUGAAUUGGGCUCAUCGUCAAAAUGCAACAACAAGAUGAAGAUGAGAGCAACAAUUAAAAACCCUACAAYUGAUCCUGAUCAAAGGGUCAUCAACCGACCUCCCGAGAAGAGGCAGAGAGUACCUUCUGCAUAUAACCAGUUUAUAAAAGAGGAAAUCCAGAGGAUCAAAGCAAAAAAUCCAGAUAUUACCCACAGGGAAGCAUUCAGUACUGCUGCUAAAAAUUGGGCACAUUUCCCACAUAUUCAUUUUGGCCUCAUGCUUGAAACCAACAAUCUGCAGACCAAAAAUGAUGGAUCUGAGAAGCAUCUGAUGUCAGUGCCAGGGCUGCACUAUUGAUUAUAUAUAUAUAUAUAUAUAUAUAUUGUGAAGAAAUGAUGAUCAUCUUGACUUCAAGAUUUGAUCUCAAAGCCAAAACAAGAACCUUCUAGAGAUAUGAUCACUUGAAAAUGGUAUUUUUCAAGGGAAAAAAAAUUAACAGCAUAUGUUUUCCUUUCAUUUUCCUUUGCUUUCUAUGUUUAAUUGCAAUUAGUUUAUUAAAUUAUUAAGGGAAUGUUUGUCUGAAUGAAUGAACUAAAUCUGCCUUUUAUUUCUUCCCUA